Messenger RNA from Salvia miltiorrhiza (redroot sage), 1326 nucleotides. RefSeq lists its product as uncharacterized. The record is from RefSeq and is a predicted model, not a curated record. The transcript is spliced from 3 exons. The coding region runs from base 1 to 1326 and encodes 441 amino acids. Lineage: Eukaryota; Viridiplantae; Streptophyta; Magnoliopsida; Lamiales; Lamiaceae.
AUGGUACCACUGAUCCAGAGGCAUCAAGUGCCGUAUAUUCUCCACCACGUUGACUGGCCCGCCCAGUUGUGGUUUGGGACGCUUGCCCCAAAUUCCAUCCGUUCGUUUGAGGAAUUACAAGUGCGUUUUCUGAGGCAGUUCGCAAGCUCGCGAAGAGUUGGGAAGUCAGCCCUUUCCCUGAUGGAUAUCAAACAAGACCAGAAUGAGACACUGCGGGAGUAUACUGCCAGGUUCAAUCUCGCCGCUCUGGAGGUGCCAGAGACAGAAUCCCAGAUCAAGAAUUGUGCCUACGUCAGAGGGCUCAAGCCGGGGAUCUUCUUUGAUGAGCUGCAAAUCAGACCGGCCAGGGACUUCGACGACAUCAUGUCUAGACUACCGGGGUAUUUACAGUUGGAGGAUGUCCGGAUGGCAAGGAAGGCUGAAAAUGACAAACAUAAGGCUAAACGAGCCGAGGAAGCACCAAAGAGGCAGCGACACCAGGAUAGGGCCCCUUUCAGAGGGUUACCCCCGAGAGUACCUCCUCCCCAAGCAGAGGGACCACCCCACCAACAGCGCACCGUGAAUGAAGUUACUCGUUUCGACGAGUACACCCCUUUGAACAAGCCACAAGAGGAGAUCUUCCAUCUGAUCAAGAAUCAACCGUUUUUCAGGGCGCCUGGGACUUACAGAGAUGGGCAGCCCCAACAGGGACCCAAUAACAAACUGUGCGAGUAUCACAACGCCUAUGGGCACUUUACCAAACAUUGCGGGCAUCUGAAACAUCAGUUGGAGUUUCUGGUGCGGGCAGGUAACUUGGAUCAAUUUAUAGUCCGAGGGAACGAAGCUCAGGCACAGAGGCCAGAACAGAGGAAUGAACAGCGACAAGAGCAGGGGAAUAAUCAGGACCAUCGACCGAAAGAUAACCGCGAUAACAGGAGGGGAGCGGUGAUGGAAGUCACGGGUGCGGCAGAGGAACCGGUCAUCAGCUUCGGGGCAGAGGAUCUGCGGACGCUUAUGUAUCCACAUGACGACGCGCUGGUUAUCAUGGCCGACAUGGCCGGUUGCAUUGUUCACCGUAUCUUUGUAGACUCGGGCAGUGCAGUGAAUAUCUUAUAUUUAGAAUGCCUCCAGAACAUGGGAGUUGAAGCCCAUAUUGAACCAACGAAUGCCCCUUUAUUCGGAUUCGGGGGAGAAAUGGUCAUGCCAUUAGGUUUCGUGGAAUUGUCGUUAAAUCUCGGCAGCGCAGCCGCUAGCAGCAAAACUAGGGUAGUGCGAUUCUUGGUAGUGGAUAUGCCAAAACCAUCCUACAAUGUGAUACUCGGUCGUCCCGCCUUGACGGCGUUCUGA